AGACUUCUUAUUCAUCUCUCUCUCUCUCUCUCUCUCUCUCUCUCUUCAUUCGUAGAUAUAAAAUUUGUGAGGUUCAGUGAGUUGAAUUUUCGGAUUCAGAUCAAGAUGGAGUAUCGAACUUUGGAGAUCAACGUCAUGUCUGCCAAGGAUCUGAAGCAGGGCAAUCUCUUCACCAAGAUGAGCGUCUACGUCGUCGUUUCGAUCUCCGGCAAUCCCGCCACCAGGCAGAAGACCGCCGUGGACAGAGGCGGCAACACCAACCCCACCUGGAACUUCCCCAUGAAGUUCACCGUCGACGAGUCCGCCCUCCGCCAGAACCACCUCACCCUCGUCUUCAACCUCCGCUGCGACCGGAGCCUCGGCGACAAGGACGUCGGUGAAGUCCACGUCCCGGUCAAGGAGCUCGCCGACUCCAUCGACACCGGAAAACUCCAGUUUUUGACUUACCAGGUGAGAAAGCCCUCCGGCAAACCCAAGGGCGAGCUCAGUUUUUCGUACAAGUGGGGCGAGAAAUUCGCCGGAUCGGCGGCCGCUAAGUAUGAUGCACCGUUGACGGCGUAUCCGGGUACUGCGGUGGGGGAUUCAUCGGUAGCAGCUAAGGGCGAUGAGCCGGUGACGGCGUAUCCGGCUACGGCGGCGGCGGGGCCGAGCUCUGGAUACCCACCUCCGCCGCCGCCGCCCUACAAUGCUGGGGCAUAUCCGCCACCGCCACCGCCCUAUAAUGCUGGGGCAUAUCCACCACCGCCACCGCCUACGGGCUACGGGUACCCGCAACCGCCGCCUUAUGGGGGCUAUCCACCGCCGGGGUACGGGUACGCGCCGCAAUCGGGAUAUGGGUACUCGCAGCCAGCACAGCAACCGGCGGCAAAGAAGAAGAACAAGUUUGGGAUGGGGCUGGGGGCUGGGCUGUUGGGAGGAGCAAUUGGUGGGCUGCUGGUGGGCGAUAUGGUAUCUGAUACAGUUUCUGAUGAUUUUGGUGGCGGAUUUGAUGGCGGAUUUUGAUUAUUAUCCUCAUCCUCGUAGUAGAUUAGGUUUGAUUAGUCUUGGGUGCUUUGGAAUGAAUGUAUAAUUAUCUGUUUAACGCUUUGACCUUGUUUAAUUAAUGUGGCUAUCUUUGAUGUUUGCUUAAUUGUGAAGGAAGUUCUUUUUUGGCUGUGUAA
This is a messenger RNA of Diospyros lotus (date-plum), 1160 nucleotides long. Its product is annotated as protein SRC2-like. Gene Ontology annotation, biological process: defense response. The record is from RefSeq and is a predicted model, not a curated record. The coding region runs from base 106 to 1002 and encodes 298 amino acids. Lineage: Eukaryota; Viridiplantae; Streptophyta; Magnoliopsida; Ericales; Ebenaceae. The transcript has a single exon.